UUGAUGUUAGUUGAUAAUAUUAUUAAAAGAUAGCCAAAAUUUUCUGUGCAGUGCAGAAAAGAAAAAGGGAGUAGUGGAUUUUGCUUUGUUUCUUCGAAACUAAGCAUAAAACAGCGUAACAGUAUCCAUCCAUGGCUUCACCUGCAAGCCAACCCACCAAACCCUUGUCAUUCACUCCCACCUAUCUGCAACUCUAAACCCAAUAUACCCACGGGCCACGGUCGGUGACGCUAUAAUCCAAAUUACGGUGUCGUUUUCAGUUCGUUUAAGCAUCACCCUUCCCAAUUGUAUUCACUACUACCAGUAUCUUAAUCUAAUCCCCAACCACACCUAAACCAAACCAUCAGCAUAAUGGGGAACUGUUUGGGGAAGUCGGAGAAAUUAACGGCGGAGAUUGUUCCACGCGACGGGGCCAAAGUGUAUCCCACCGUCCGCUUGCACGGCUCGCCCAAGAGCAUUCUCGCCGCCUACAUCCGUUUCGCGCUUCUCCACAAGUCCGUUUCGUUGGACUUCGUGGAAACGGAAACGGUGCGCGUGGGAGGGUCCGAACCGGAGGGUGGUGCGGUUACGCUUCAGGUGGGGUCGGAGGUUGUUUCGGGUUCACGCGAGACGCUCCUGCGGUUCAUCGACGCGCGCUUCCCUGGGCCCUCGCUUGGGAGCGGGAGUGGGAGGGACGAUGAAACGACGCCGUUGCUGGCGAGCUUGACGCGGGUGCACCACACGAGCAUGCUGUGGCACGUGGAGAGAAUGGUUAAGUGGGCGGAGGAUCUGACGACACGUGGCGGAAAGAAGAUCGUUGAUCCUUCCGUGGGGACUCCCAGGAUGGAGAUUAGAAAAUUCGGCCGGAGCUACUCCGAGCUGCUUGAGCUCAUGAUGGAACACGCGCAGAUGGAAGAAACCAUUCUCUUCCCUCUUUUUGAUAAGGCCGAUCGAGGGCUUGCUAAAGCUGCAAAAGAGGAACAUGCUAGGGACCUACCUCUCAUGAAUGGCAUAAAAGAAGUCAUAAAAUCUGUUGGGGUUUUGGACUCUGGCAGCCCUGAUUACCAUGAGGCUUUGUACAGCCUUUCUUCUCGGCUCAAAUCAUUGCAGGGGCAAUGCAAACAGCAUUUUGCAGAAGAGGAGGUGGAGUUACUUCCGCUAAUGGAGGCGUUGGAGUUGAGCAAAGAGCAAGAGGUGAGUGCACUUGAGCAGUGUUUUGAUGUGAUGCAAGGAACACAUGGUCGGUUGUUGAAGUUUCUUCUUGAAGGUCUCCCUCCUCAUGAUGCUAUGAAGUACUUGGACUUGAUCAGCAAGUGUAGGGACAAAGAAAAAAUGGAAUCUAUGCUCCAGAAGAUAGUUAAGUGAGAGAUCUAGUUAAUGGGUUCAAUCAUAGUGCACACAUGGAUGAACUGUCAGGCUUGCUUUGUCAAUAGAUGUAAAAUUGUUUUUUUUUUUUUUUUUUGUGCCAGUUCUUCUAAAGCAUAUGUGUAGGGUUUCUUCAUAGUUCUGCUUUUGUGAUCUGGGACAUUCUUGUUGAACAUGUGUCUGCCUGGUCUUUUGAUUAAGGAAGCAGAAAGCAUGGAUAGGAUUUGGAAAAGCAGGGCGUUUAGUUUUUCUUUUUCCUUUUCCUCGUGAUAGUUUGGAUAACGUUGUCAUGAACAUGUUCCUAAUUAAUGUACAUCCAAAUAUAUUCAAAAGUAAGUUAAGUAUGCCAGUUUGCCUGUUUUGAUUGGUAA
Messenger RNA from Glycine soja, 1715 nucleotides. RefSeq lists its product as uncharacterized. Lineage: Eukaryota; Viridiplantae; Streptophyta; Magnoliopsida; Fabales; Fabaceae. The transcript has 3 exons. The record is from RefSeq and is a predicted model, not a curated record. Bases 352 to 1344 code for a protein of 330 amino acids.